Molecule: messenger RNA, 879 nt
Organism: Lasiodiplodia theobromae
Lineage: Eukaryota; Fungi; Ascomycota; Dothideomycetes; Botryosphaeriales; Botryosphaeriaceae
Product: Class ii aldolase adducin domain protein
Exons: 3
Coding region: 1-879 (292 amino acids)
Cellular component (GO): cytoskeleton
Molecular function (GO): actin filament binding
Source: RefSeq, a predicted model, not a curated record
AUGUCUCCACCAUCUGCCAUCCACAACGGCGCUGAAAAUAAGCCCGCCGUCACCACACACGAGCCUGGAUUGAGUGCGGCAAAGGCCAACAAGCUGGGCGGGCUUUCAAUUCCCAAGCCACCGACCUUCGAAGAUCCACAUGAUGAACGCAAAUAUCUGAAAGAAAGGCUUGCCGCAGCCUUCAGGAUCUUCGGCAAGUACGGUUUCGACGAAGGGGUUGCGGGCCAUAUCACGGUCCGAGACCCAGUCGACCCGAAAACCUUCUGGGUCAACCCGUUUGGAGUCGCCUUCUCGCUCAUCAAGGCUUCUGAUCUCAUUCAAGUGGAUGAGGAAGGCCAGAUUAUCGACGGAGGGCCGGUCAGGCUCCUCAACACGGCAGCCUUCAUGAUCCACAGCGCGAUCCAUCAAGCUCGGCCGGAUGUCAACGCUGCUGCUCACAGCCACAGCAUCUAUGGACGGAGCUUCUGUACCCUUGGCAGGCCGCUGGACAUCAUCACUCAGGAUUCCUGCGCCUUCUAUCAAGACCAUGUCGUUUACGAGUCCUUCAAUGGCAUCGUCCUCGCCGAGCAAGAGGGCAAGAACAUUGCCUCAUGCCUGGGCAACAAGAAAGCAGCACUGCUUCAAAACCAUGGCCUUCUAACCGUGGGCCAGACCAUCGAGGAGGCUGUUUUCUGGUUUGUUAGCCUGGAGAAAUGCUGCAAGGCGCAGCUCCUGGCCGAUGCUGCUGCUGCGGGCCGUGGGGGCCAGACCAUCAAGAUCAAUGAGGAAGACGCUGCGUACACGUACAAGACCGUAGGAAGCUCGAAGGCUGGCUGGUUCAGUGCGAAGCCGCUAUUCGACAUGAUCCACAAAGAGACGGGAGGGGACUAUCUCGAGUGA